CGCCGUUCCUCAUUGUGGCCCUCCUCUCCUUAGAGCUCGUCUGGGUUUCAGGGACCCGUUAUAGGAGUAAAUCAAGGUCUACUAGUGCGAGACAGAGGUACAACUUGUCGUUUUAGGGUGCUGUUUUUAGGCUGCACGCUGCGAACUUGACUUCAUAUAUAGAGACAUUUUCAGACAGAGGCAUUGUUCUCUCAGGGCGUCGACUGGCCAACAAGCGGAGCAUCCAUUCAUCCUUUCAUUGGCAGCUGAGGUUUUCCAGUCUCGCUAGCUAGCGUUAGCCAAGAGGCAGGGGGCACCCGUGUCGGAGAGAGCUUCAAAAUGUCGGGGUACCAAGGAAAGAAGAACAUCCCACGAAUUACAAGUGACCGCCUUCUGAUCAAAGGGGCGAAGAUAGUGAACGAUGAUCAGUCGUUUUUGGCUGAUAUCUACAUGGAAGAUGGAGUCAUCAAGCAAAUUGGAGACAACCUUAUUGUUCCUGGGGGAGUUAAAAUCAUUGAGGCUCAUGGAAGAAUGGUGAUGCCCGGGGGUAUUGACGUGCACACCCGAUUCCAGAUGCCUGACCGAGGCAUGGUGGCUGCAGAUGAUUUCUACCAGGGCACCAGGGCGGCCCUGGCUGGGGGGACAACCAUGAUCAUUGACCAUGUGGUGCCGGAGCCUGGCGUCAGCCUGGUUGCUGCCUUCAAACAGUGGAGAGAGUGGGCUGACAGCAAGUCUUGCUGUGACUAUUCUCUGCAUGUGGACAUCACAGAGUGGAACAAAGGCAACCAGGAAGAGAUGGAGACUUUAGUGAAGGAUCACGGUGUCAACUCUUUCCUGGUCUAUUUGGCUUAUAAGGAUGUUUUCCAACUUUCUGACUCUCAGAUCUACGAGGUAUUCAGUGUCAUCAGAGAUCUGGGAGCCAUCGCCCAGGUUCAUGCUGAGAAUGGAGACAUCAUUGCAGAGGAGCAGAGACGUAUUCUAGAGCUGGGGAUCACAGGGCCUGAAGGUCACGUGCUCAGCCGCCCUGAGGAGGUGGAGGCCGAGGCGGUCAAUCGUGCUGUCACCAUCGCCAAUCAGACCAACUGUCCCCUCUACAUCACCAAGGUGAUGAGCAAGAGUGCUGCUGAUGUCAUUGCUCUGGCCAGAAAAAGGGGUGCUGUGGUUUACGGAGAGCCCAUCUCUGCUAGCUUGGGCACAGAUGGUACUCAUUACUGGAGUAAGAACUGGGCCAAGGCAGCAGCCUUUGUCACCUCUCCACCACUUAGUCCUGAUCCAACCACCCCCGACUACCUCAACUCUCUGCUGUCAUGCGGGGACUUGCAGGUGACCGGAAGUGCUCACUGUACUUUCCACACUUCUCAGCGUGCGGUAGGCAAAGAUAACUUCUCCCUCAUCCCUGAGGGAACCAAUGGCACCGAGGAGAGGAUGUCCCUAAUCUGGGACAAAUGCGUGGUGACCGGAAAGAUGGAUGAAAACCAGUUUGUGGCAGUGACCAGCACUAACGCGGCCAAGAUCUUCAACCUGUACCCUCGCAAAGGCCGCAUCGCCGUGGGGUCCGAUGCCGACCUUGUGUUGUGGGACCCAGACGUCACUAAGAUCAUCUCAGCUAAGAGCCACAACCUGGCUGUGGAGUACAACAUCUUCGAGGGGACAGAAGUGCGUGGAGGUCCUCUGGUGGUGAUCAGCCAGGGAAAGAUUGUGUUGGAGGAGGGCAGCCUUCACACCACGGAGGGCUGUGGGCGCUACAUCAGCCGUAAACCCUUCCCGGACCACGUUUACAAGAGGAUAAAAGCUCGCAGCAGGCUCACAGAGCUGCGAGGAGUCCCAAGGGGUCAGUACGAUGGGCCAGUUUGCGAGGUGACUGUGACUCCCAAGGUGAUGUCCACAGUUUCCUCGGUGAAGACUUCCCCUGCCAAGCAGCAGCAGCAACAACAGCAGUUUACUCACCAGCCUGUGCGCAACCUUCACCAGUCUGGCUUCAGUCUGUCUGGUGCCCAAAUUGAUGACAACGUUCCUCGUCGCACCACUCAACGCAUCGUGGCUCCUCCCGGUGGAAAAGCUAACAUCACCAGCCUCGGCUAAGCACUUUUUCUCCACAUAGCCAGGGAGGGGGGUUGCAGGGCCACACGGGACCAGAGGCUGCUCUUACAAAUGUCACGUCCCUUUGCUGAUCACCUCUGACUCCCCUCUGCAGCCCACACCAUUUAUUAAUAUUCACACAUACCACCACGUCACCUCAUGCAAAGAAAAAAGAAAGCACUAUUCCAUUUCGCUUCACCGUCUCGAGAUAUUUAAAUACCGAGGAAGGAUCAAGUGAAUUGAAGCAGCUCUUUUUUUUUAAUGCUGUUUUCACGGCAAGUUUGAUUAUUGAUGAAAUUAAUUUGUUUACAUUUUUUGUAUAUUUUCAGAUGCAUGUGAUUGUUUAUUUGCCCUCUUGGCUCAAUAAGCUGACCCAAAAGUCAUCCCAAGGAAUAUUUUAGCAACAGGAACUUUUGGCGGUUGAUCAUCUUCGUUUUCCACAUAUUAGAAUGUUUUGGUGGUUGUCAGACUGCCAUCUUUAGCUGAAAGUAGAGCCUCUGUUGCCACCGUUAACAAUGCUGUUUCUACUGUUAUGAGACUGUUUGUUCAGAAAUGAGAAAUUAGAUAGUAGAAUAUGGUUUUGAAUAACACCUCAAGUCUGCAGUAUUUGAAUUUAUGCUUGGUUUUAAGUUUAAGUCAUGUAUUGAGCUGAGCAAUUCACCUAUGUCUUCCUUUAGUGAUAUAGUUGCACUCUGUUUCCUUUUUAAAAAAAAAUAUAGUUCUAUUGAUGUUUUAUGUUUUAACAUUUUUAAGUCAUUUUGGAAAACGCUGACUGCACUGAAAGGAAAAGAAAAGGGUAUUUUUAGGGUUAAACCACUCAUUUAGCUUCACCCCGGGGGAGAAAUUGCUAGCGUUCUGCCUGAGAAACACACUCUUCCCUCAUUUCUUCCUCGCGUUUUUUUCCCCUCAUGUUGGUUGAUAGGUUGUCUGGGCGAAAAGCUUCCAAUAAUAGCAACACUGGAUGUGGUUAAGGAUAUAGUCAGUCGAAGAAGCUCGAUUGGAAGGUUUGCCCACAACCUCUCUGCACCUGGUGCUAUAAAUAUAUAUAUAAAAAUAUAUAUGACCAUUGCUGUAUAUGUGCAGAUGAUGUCACAGCAGUCGUGUAAGCUUUGUAAUAACAGCAGCCGGGGUCGAGUCACCAGUUACCCAGUUUUAACAGAACACGUUUUGCACCUGUAACAAUCCAAAUGGUUAAAACUGUAUGUGAGCUUGCAACUUUUUAUUUGUAACAGAUUUGUCUGUAUGUUUUAGGAUAUGUGUUGAAAUACUUGCCUGCCUGUUCUGUAAAGAUAUUGAUAGCACACUGUAUCUAUGAAGGCUCUUUAAAGAUGUGAAACGAUGAUUUGUUUUUUGAGACCUGAUGAAAAAAAGAAAUGCUUCUGUAUGUACAUGAAACCCCCCACACAGUGUGCUGAUGAUGUGUCCACUGUUCUCGGUGUUAGUGUUGUGAAUGAAUUACCGGGUAUAUCGUUUUCCUUCCUCUCUAUCUAUCUGCCUGACGUUGUCAACACCAGAUUCACUCAAGCUAGUAACCGUAUCGGUCACACAGCGUUGUGCAGCCAUACUGUAAACACUGGAUUUUUUUCCCCCCUCCUCAUUGCCUUGUCAAAGUGUAGGUUUUGUAUGCCGAGCUAUAAUGUGAAGUGAUUUACAUUUGGGAAACUUUCUUGAUAAUGGUCAUUGGGUUGUAAUGUUGAGCACUGUUGUUUGCCCUUCUCCACCUAGUGUGAUACUACUGCUCAUGUAUGUUUUGUAGGAUACCAGAGUUUGGGAGCAAAUCAUCGAUCCUGUCAGCAUUUGGUUGUGUUGACUUCAGUGGAUUAAAAUAAUAAAAAUAAAACCUGUGGUACUGA
Molecule: messenger RNA, 3911 nt
Organism: Oreochromis niloticus (Nile tilapia)
Lineage: Eukaryota; Metazoa; Chordata; Actinopteri; Cichliformes; Cichlidae
Gene: dpysl2a
Product: dihydropyrimidinase like 2a
Exons: 14
Coding region: 319-2061 (580 amino acids)
Cellular component (GO): cytosol; cytoplasm
Molecular function (GO): hydrolase activity, acting on carbon-nitrogen (but not peptide) bonds, in cyclic amides
Source: RefSeq, a predicted model, not a curated record